Molecule: messenger RNA, 644 nt
Organism: Populus trichocarpa (black cottonwood)
Lineage: Eukaryota; Viridiplantae; Streptophyta; Magnoliopsida; Malpighiales; Salicaceae
Product: transcription factor CPC
Exons: 4
Coding region: 161-502 (113 amino acids)
Biological process (GO): cell differentiation
Cellular component (GO): nucleus
Molecular function (GO): transcription cis-regulatory region binding
Source: RefSeq, a predicted model, not a curated record
AUACACUGUCGGCUCUUUCACUUUCACGCUCGAAAAUCCUGUUGGGUUGGGUUGUCUUUCUCUUUAUUAAUUAACCCCCCCUGUCUCAGCUCGUUCCCUGAUCUCGUUCCCUGUAUUUUUUUUCCUCACUGAAACUGCUCAGGGGCAAAAAAUAAAAAAAAUGGAUAGACGUCGCAGGAAGCAAGCCAAGACAACAACUCAUUGCUCUGAUCAAGCUACUUCACAGCUCUUUCUGUGUGAUGAUUUGGUAGAGGUAAGCAGCAUUGAAUGGGAAUUCAUCAACAUGUCAGAACAAGAAGAAGAUCUCAUUUACAGAAUGUAUAAGCUGGUCGGAGACAGGUGGGCUUUGAUCGCAGGUCGAAUUCCAGGCCGCAAAGCUGAGGAAAUAGAGAGAUAUUGGAUUAUGAGACACUGUGAAGGGUUUGCCAGUCGACGAAAGGAACAAAAAAGAGAUUGUGUCAUAGUGACAGUGAUCGUGAUUUCCCUCGCCUAUCGGCCCUAAUUUUGAUUAUGAACAUUUGAACAGCUAUUCCAUGAUUGUACCCAAAAUCAUAUGAAGGAAAACGCAAGCUGUUCCCCAAAAUUUAAGAUCGAGGAUUUUUUUUAUAUAAUUUCACAAUAAAGAAAUAUAAAUUUCUUGUCCA